Molecule: messenger RNA, 1931 nt
Organism: Phacochoerus africanus (Common warthog)
Lineage: Eukaryota; Metazoa; Chordata; Mammalia; Artiodactyla; Suidae
Gene: EMC2
Product: ER membrane protein complex subunit 2
Exons: 12
Coding region: 53-946 (297 amino acids)
Biological process (GO): protein folding in endoplasmic reticulum
Cellular component (GO): EMC complex
Molecular function (GO): protein binding
Source: RefSeq, a predicted model, not a curated record
CGUGACCUCGUCUCCCCGCCCUCUCACUCCGCUGCCUCCAGGUUCUGAGAAGAUGGCGAAGGUCUCGGAGCUUUACGAUGUCACUUGGGAAGAAAUGCGAGAUAAAAUGAGAAAAUGGAGAGAAGAAAACUCACGAAAUAGUGAGCAAAUUGUGGAAGUUGGAGAGGAAUUAAUUAAUGAAUAUGCUUCUAAGCUUGGAGAUGAUAUUUGGAUCAUAUAUGAACAGGUGAUGAUUGCAGCCUUAGACUAUGGUCGGGAUGACUUGGCAUUGUUUUGUCUUCAGGAAUUGAGAAGACAAUUCCCUGGCAGUCACAGAGUCAAGAGACUAACUGGCAUGAGAUUUGAAGCCAUGGAGAGAUAUGAUGAUGCUAUACAGCUGUAUGAUCGAAUUUUACAAGAAGAUCCAACAAAUACUGCUGCAAGAAAGCGUAAGAUUGCCAUUCGAAAAGCCCAGGGGAAAAAUGUGGAGGCCAUUCGGGAACUGAAUGAGUAUCUGGAACAAUUUGUUGGAGACCAGGAAGCCUGGCAUGAACUUGCAGAACUUUAUAUCAAUGAACAUGACUAUGCUAAAGCAGCCUUUUGUUUAGAGGAACUUAUGAUGACUAAUCCACACAAUCACUUAUAUUGUCAGCAGUAUGCUGAAGUUAAAUAUACUCAAGGUGGACUUGAAAAUCUCGAACUUUCAAGAAAGUAUUUUGCACAGGCAUUGAAACUGAACAACAGAAACAUGAGAGCUUUGUUUGGACUUUACAUGUCUGCAAGUCAUAUUGCUUCUAAUCCAAAAGCAAGUGCAAAAACAAAAAAGGACAACAUGAAAUAUGCUAGUUGGGCAGCUAGUCAAAUAAACAGAGCUUAUCAGUUUGCAGGUCGAAGUAAGAAGGAAACCAAAUACUCUCUCAAGGCAGUUGAAGAUAUGUUGGAAACACUGCAGAUCACCCAGUCUUAAGCAUGUGGAAGUUCCCGGGCCAGGGAUUGAACCCACACCACAGCAGCAACCCAAGCUGCUGCAGUGACAACACCAGAUCUGUAACCUGCUGUGCCACAGUAGAACUCCUGAAGCAUGCAAAUUUAUUAGCAAAUAUUUCUAAGAAUCUUUUUCUUUUAAUGCUCUUAUCCAUUCUCAAAGCAACUUCAUUUUACUUAAGUUUAUAGAACUAUAGGAGUUUAGAAAGGAUUUCAGGGCGAUCUGGUUGUACUCCUUUUUGAAAUGAGAAAGUGAGAUUCUGAGAAAUUAAGCUCUUCUGUGCCACAGGAGUGAAUAGGACCAGUAUGUCAGGGUUCCCAAGUCAUUGUUCUUUCUGUAUAUUCUAAGACAUAUGUCUAGUCUGUGAUACUUUGUUCCUGUUUUAGUGUGAUAAAAAUGAGAGCCAGAUAUAUCCAAGGGACAUUAUUUGUUAGUAGAGCAAGGACUAGAAUUCAGAUUUUUCUACUUGUAAAACAAUGGUUUUUAAUUAAAUUGAAUUUAAACUAAAUUAUUCAUUAACCAUGUUACUUCAUUUAUAGUCAAUUUGAGAACAAUCUCACACUAUUUAGAACUAUUUCAAACCUCUUUCGCUUUGAACCUAUGAUUUAUCCUAUCAGCUCAUUCUUGGCAAGUAGCCUCUUUUAUAGACUAAAUUGUGCCCCCUUCCCUAAAUUUCAUAUUUGAAGUUCUAGCCCUUGGUGCCUUCGAAUGUGACUUGACCUGGAGAUAGUCUUUAAAGUGGCAUUAAGUAAAAUUAGGUCAUGUUAGUGAGGCCUAAUCCAAUAUGAUUGAUAUCUUUAUAAGGAGAGAGUAGGACAUACAGAGGAAGGACCACAGGAAGAUGAAGAGAAGACGUCCAUCUACAAGCCAAGGAGCAUUUCCUCAGAAGAAAUGAACCCAGCUGACACCUUGACUUCUGGCUUUUAGAACUGUGAUGAAAUAAAUUUCUGUUGUUUUAAGACACCCA